UUGUCUGCUGUUCAGUGUCAUCAUGUCUUACUUAGACGAACACGGAGGGCAUCACGAGGAAGAAGAUGAGGAGCAGGGAGAGGGAGAAGAACGGCCCAAAUACAAGCCACUUAUGACGCAGCUCGGUGCACCAAAAAUCCCAGAAGGAGAGAGGGUUGACUUUGAUGAUAUCCAUAGGAAAAGGAUGGAAAAAGAUCUUCUGGAACUACAAACACUGAUUGAGGUCCACUUUGAGCAGAGGAAGAAAGAAGAAGAGGAAUUGAUUGGACUCAAAGCAAGAAUUGAGAGCCGGAGGGCAGAAAGAGCUGAGCAGCAGCGUGUGAGGGCUGAAAAAGAGCGGGAUAGACAGACACGGAUAGCGGAGGAGCGGCAGAGGAAAGAGGAUGAAGAGGCAAAGAAGAGAGCAGAUGAUGAGGCCAAGAAGAAGAAAGUUCUCUCCAACAUGGGCGCUCACUUUGGAGGGUUCCUAGCAAAGGCAGAGCAGAAACGGGGUAAAAGACAAACUGCAAGGGAAAUCAAAAAGAAGACACUGGCAGAAAGACGCAAGCCACUGGCGACUGAGAACCUGAUAGAGGAUGGCCUGAGAGAGCGAGCCAAGGAGAUGUGGGAAUGGAUCCACCAGCUGGAGUCAGAAAAGUUUGAUCUGACUGAGAAGAUGAAGAGACAGAAAUAUGAGAUCAAUGUCCUCCUGAACAGGAUCCAACACGCUCAGAAAUUCAAAAAGGGACAUGGCAAGGGAAAAGUUGGAGGACGCUGGAAGUGACCUCAUACACACACAGACACACACAGGAAGCAUAAACAAACAAGAGGACGGUUCACUAGUUCCAGGACAAGCUUCCAGCAACUUUGC
Oreochromis niloticus (Nile tilapia) is the source of this 850-nucleotide messenger RNA. Its product is annotated as troponin T, slow skeletal muscle. Gene Ontology annotation, cellular component: troponin complex. Bases 23 to 763 code for a protein of 246 amino acids. The transcript is spliced from 13 exons. Gene Ontology annotation, biological process: slow-twitch skeletal muscle fiber contraction; regulation of muscle contraction; sarcomere organization. NCBI's taxonomy places the organism in Eukaryota, Metazoa, Chordata, Actinopteri, Cichliformes, Cichlidae. The record is from RefSeq and is a predicted model, not a curated record. Gene Ontology annotation, molecular function: troponin T binding; tropomyosin binding.